GCUAGCGGAACAGAACAGACACCGAGCAUUUAAAUCUAUUUGACUAUGACUCAUAUUUACUCAACGUUAAAGUUGUAUUCUCUAAAAUCGAAUACAUUAUUCUCAAGGACUUAUACACUAUUCUAUAAAAUCUACGAACGUUUCAGUGUUGUGUGUCAGUGACAUUAAAAUUGUCUGCAUGCGUUACCAGAAAGAUAUUUGCACUACAACCAGAACAGCAACAGAAAAAGCAACGGAAGAAACUGUCAAUGUCAACUAUGUGGAGAGACAGUAUUUUGCUUUCAGGACUUAUACUUCUAUACAUUUCUGAUAUAAAUGGUCAGUCAUGUAAUGGACGUUGUGGUGAAACAUUUGAAAUGUGCUCUUGCCGUGCUGCAUGUGAGUCUUUACUGAGCUGCUGUGGAGACUACAGAGAGUCCUGUAUCCAGAUCUCCCCCUACUCGGGAACCAUGAUGGGGGGAACAGUCUUCUCUAUCCUCAAUGCCAGUUUCUACUCCAGCAAACAAGAGCAGCUAACCUGCAGGUUCAGGGGUGAGAUUGAGACAGUGGGUUUUACUGACGGAGAAGGCCAGGGUUACUGUGUCUCUCCCUUACUGUUUCAGAGUGGGUGGGUUCCGUUCGAGGUUUCCACGGAUGGACAGACCUACAACAGGUCUGGAGAAUUCCUGUCCGUCCAUCCCAGUAAAAUGGAUGCUGCAUUUAAGGUGACGUUGGUGAAUUCAACACAGUGGCAAUACUAUGGCACACCGAAUGCCACUGGAACACUGAGGAUGACAUGGAACCCUUCUUUGGUUGGAGCAGAGACAGUCAACAUAGAACUGUGGGGGUAUAAUGAGGUCAAUACCACUACUACUGUUGCUACGGGGGAGGAGGCGUCAGCCCCCCUGAGGGCAGAAUGGACCUACCUGUACUCUUUGGAUAGAGGCGUGGUCAACAGUGGCAGUUUCAGCUUCACCCCCAAGCCUUCGCAGAAACCAUACUCUGACUGGGAGAUGGGCAGCGUCCGAGUGAGCUCCAGUAAUUACUCAGAGGGAGCCAGGAAUGUUCAGGCUGUAUGGAGUGGGGCCCACGCCCUGGCCUGGCAUCUCGAGGAGACCUUCAGGCAGGAUUCAGCAGGCUGGGCCCUGGACCGGUGUCUGUCCUGGGAUGCCCAGGAGAAAAACCUCCCCAACUUCCUGGAAGAGAUUGUGGACUGUCCCUGUACCUUGGCACAGGCCCGCGCGGACACUGGCAGGUUCCAUACUGACUACGGCUGUGACAUUGAGAAGGGAAGCGUUUGCACCUACCACCCGGGUGCUGUCCACUGUGUCCGAGCCAUACAAGCCAGCCCAAAGUUCGGAGCUGGUCAGCAGUGUUGCUAUGACCACACAGGGGCCCAGGUUCUGACAGGAGACUCGAUUGGAGGCAGCACCCCAGAUCGGGCCCACGACUGGGGCUCUCCUCCUUACGGAUCCCCCCCUCGGAUCCCUGGCCUCUCCCACUGGAAGUAUGACGUCCUGACCUUCUACUACUGCUGUCUGUGGUCGGACAACUGUCACAUCUACUUCCGCCACAGACCCUCCAGUGGCUGUGGAGCCUACAAUCCACCAAGAGCUGGUGCUGUCCUGGGGGACCCCCAUUUUGUAACGUUUGACGGCCUGAGCUACACCUUCAAUGGGAAAGGAGAGUACUAUUUGGUCCAGUCCCCGGAAAGAGGGCUGAUUGUUCAGGGCCGAACAGAGCAGGUGAUGCUAGAGAACGGUACCUUAGCCAAGGCUACUAGACUAUCAGCCGUGGCUAUGAGGGAGAAUACCUCUGAUGUCAUAGAGGUGCGCCAGGUUCAGCAGCAGGGCCAUCUAGAGGUGUUGAGGAACCAGCAGGUACUUUCCUUCACAGAACAGACAUGGAUGGACCUGCAUGGUGUUUUCCUUUACUCCCCAACAACCCAGAACGUGACCGUCAUGUUCUCCUCGGGGGUAGGGGUAGAGGUGAGGGGGCGAGAGGGAGGUGCAAUUGCCCUCACUGUGUUGCUCCCCUCAGACUAUGCCAACCUCACACAGGGUCUGCUGGGACAGAUGAACUCUGAUCCUUCGGAUGACCUACUGACCAGCAUGGAUGAGGUCGUCUCUCCUGAUAAAGCCAGUCCUGAGGAUAUAUUUAACUUUGGAGCUGGAUGGAAAACAUCCAAUGAGACGUCUCUGUUCACCUACGACAGUAAGCAUCUGUUGGACACGUACUACUAUGUGAAACAUGACCCAGGCUUCGUCCCGGCCUUCUCUGUGGUGGAAGACCCCAGGGAUCCCUUGGUGCUGGAUAUGCUGAACAUGUGCUUCGGUGAGGGGGCCCUGUUCUGCAAGUACGACACCUUGAUCACCCGUAGUCUGGCUGUGGGCAACUCCACCUUGAUGUCCUUCCAGAGUCACGAGGCCCUCCUGCAUGACCUGCUGCCUGUGGUGUCCUGUGAUUGGCUGGCCACUCCAAGGAACGGUGAAAAGGAAGGGACGCGAUACCUAGAGGGGGCGAUAGUGAGUUUUUCCUGUAAGAGUGGCUACGGUCUCUUUGGUUCUACUGAACGAACAUGCCUGCCCAGUGGAGAGUGGAGCGGAGAUGAAACCUACUGCCUAUCUGAAAACCUCCUGGGACUAGUGUUGGGUACCGUGUUCUCCAUUGCUACCCUGAUCACUAUGUGGGUAAUGAUCAGCCUACACUACAGGAAACAGAACAGAACAAGACAGAACAGAAUGGAAGCAAAGGUGAUUUUUGAACAAAGUUGAUGUCCCUCUACUGUCUAUCUCUGGACCUGAUGAAUUUUGAAUGAACCCACCACUAAUUCAUCCUCAGGCAGACAUCAAUAUGUGUAGAUGCACGUUUAAUUAAAUGUUGACAUUGUUUUUUUUUUACAUUGGAAUAAGGAUGAUGAAUUGUUUUAACUGAUAGAAAUAACGGUCUGUAAAUGAAAGCUUCAAUGGCAGACCUGCACGAUUUUUUCACUCCUUCUGGAGUUUGGACUAAGUGUUGUUCAUUUUGCUGGAAUCGAUAUGUAAAUACUUUAUGAUAGCAUCUAUGUACAACUCCCUUUACCAAAUCACACUUCCUUGGUUCCAUUUCUAUCAAUAUUCUUAUAUGGAGUGUGGAGUUAAAAUAAUCUCUUGAUCAUUUUAAGGUUGAACGGCUUUUGCCAGUUCUGUAGCUCACCAGUGGGCUUUGAUUAUUUGUUAAUUUAAUUCAUUGGUUUGAAAAAAAGCAUUCACAAGAACAUUUCAUCAAUGGUUUUGCCAAUUGCACUAAUGCAGCGCUCAUGCUUUUUCCAUCUUUAAUGAAGGAAAAACAUAUACAAUUGUGAAAGUAGGCUGUGAUCUAGAGCAAAUUGUCUCAGUGCCUCCCAGAUUACAUGGGAUAUUGGACAGGGCUGCCUUGUCCCAUUGCACUCAAGUGUUUCCUUGUGGUUGGCUGGCCUCCUGCAAGCUCACUUGUGGUUGUUGGACAACAUCUACCUCUGCGUGUGUGCAAGAAAUGACCUAUGCUUGUGUAUUAUGUGUGAAUAAGUAGAAUGGCCUGUGAGAUGUGUGUUGUAUGACUUGUUUUGGUCUUCAAUCCACCCAAACCUGCUGAGUUACUGUGUUGAGGCAAGGCCGUGAUUCAAAGUUAGGGAAAAAUGGCCUACGAAAUGUUCUGUAUGUUGGUGUGUGUGUGUGUUUACACCAAUCAGUCAUAACAUUAUGACCACUGACAGUUGAAGUGAAU
Molecule: messenger RNA, 3723 nt
Organism: Esox lucius (northern pike)
Lineage: Eukaryota; Metazoa; Chordata; Actinopteri; Esociformes; Esocidae
Gene: susd2
Product: sushi domain containing 2
Exons: 15
Coding region: 249-2753 (834 amino acids)
Source: RefSeq, a predicted model, not a curated record